UAAAUAAAUAAAUAAAUGUUUGACUGGAUAAAAAUGCACAGAAUUAACAUAUUAAAUUAUUUAUAAUUUGUAAUCGUAGAUGCAAAUUUAGAUAUAUCUUAUCUCAAUAAAUUAUUCAAUCACAAUAACAAGCGCCUUUGUUAUUUGUCUUUUAGGUAGGAAGAACAGAUUAGCUCAAUUACUGUAAUGCCAAAUAUGAACAGAAAUUGUUUAAUGUUGCAUAGAAAUUCAAAAAUAUGUAUUUUUGAAAAUAUUUUAGAAAGCAAUUUUUCAGUGGUAUGGUAUAGUAUAGACUAAUACAACUCCUUUAAACUUUUUUGAUAAUUUUUUAUGACAAGGAAAUGUUCAAGUCAUACUGGUGCUCUUUACAGGUUUUGUCUGCUGUUAAAUAAGUUAUUUAUUUUUUGGUCAUAUCUUUAAGACAAGGAAUCCCCAAACAGUAAAGUAGAUGGAUCCAUCUACUUUACUGUGAUGUGACGAACUUGGAAAAACAAUUUACAGAUGAUCUCCUUCCAUGGCGUCCAGAUAAACUUUAAUAACCUGAAAAUUUUGGAAUAAUCAAGAGCUAAAUUUCCCAAACAGCCAUCUGUCCUUACUCUGUUUUUCAGAGCACGCUGUUUUCCCGCAGAUUGUGUUAUCAGGGCUUGGCAUUGCUGCACACUGGAACAGCUGAUAGGAGGAGUCAACUCAACUGAAAUUAACUUUUAUAAGACACCCAAACAGUCUUUUAUUUACAACUGACAGGGUACCAGAUGUGUAAUUUCCUUGAGAUGUGCGUGGAGCAGCGUGCUGUCAGCUAACAGUUCGUGGCGAGAGGACAGCAGAUCACUGUAACAAAUGGUUAUGUGUCUCCACCAGGUGGACCAGUGAAAGGCUCUUCUAAAUGUGCUCAACGGCCAACUAUGUUCUCCCAUUGAGGAGAAGCUGUGAGGUGGUGGCUACUCCAGGCAGGCUGUGCGGGGGGCUGUCCAUGCCUGCUAAUUUUAAUGGAGUCAGGCCUCAUGGACCGCCGCAGGACAUGGAGAUGGACAUGGCUUGGCAGGAGUUGAUGGCCAUCACUGAGCUCCAGGAAUUCGAAGUCCAAAGUGGAAACUCCUACCAAGCUGCACAUUAUCAAUCCAUGCAGCCUAUGGCCCCCGCUGGAGAGUUUGGGAUGACUCAGUCCCAUUCAGAACCUCCUCCUGCUGCCGCCUGUGAGCUGAGCACUGCUGACACUUACGAGGGAUGUUACUCUGAAGAAGUUCCUGCCUGCCAACGUCUCAACAACAACACAGAUGCGGCGUAUGGAAAUGUAGAUUCACAGCUGCCUCACAGAAUGCUUCCCAUCUCGCCCCACGCUCAGCCGUCUCUUAUAAACAUGGCAGGUACCGCUCAGGGUCAUAGAAGGCCAAACAACAACAUCUCUCAGGGUUUAAGUCGACACAUGCUGUGGACUACGCUGGGGCAAAACGCCCAUGUUCGCUCUGGGGAUGAUCUGGAAUCAGAUUCAGGUCUCUCACUGGGAUCCAGCCCACCUUUGGCUUCUCCAGACAAUCCAGUCGGAGGUGGACCAGGUUACCAAAAUAUUGAUAUGGGAACACAAUAUAGUGAAUGUGAACCAGAAAGCAUGACUGAGCAUGGCAGAAGAGGCCACAUGCAUUAUCCAAUGGACUAUCAGAGUCAAACUCUCCCAUAUCUACACUCAGGUGGACACGCACCUUACUUUUCACCUCAACCCAAUUACUCUCAUUCACAAACUUGUUCUACGAAUCCUCGACCUCUGAAACAGCCCGUUACCGCUGAUCUAUACGGCAAUGCAACAGUGACCAGCAGAGGGAGCUCAUACAGCAUGCACACAAAGUCACAAGGCAGCAGCUCCACUCCUGUUCCUCUGAGCAGAGAUGAGCGCAAGGCUGUGGCUCUGAAGAUUCCCUUCCCCUUGGAUAAGAUCAUCAAUCUCCCUGUGGAUGACUUCAAUGAGCUCUUGACACAGUACACUUUGACAGACACUCAACUCGCACUGGUCAGAGACAUUAGGCGCAGAGGAAAGAACAAGGUGGCGGCACAGAACUGCAGGAAGAGGAAGCUGGAGAGCAUUGUUCACUUGGAGAGAGAGCUGAACCACCUGCAAGCCCAAAGAGAACAUCUGGCACAGGAGCGGCUGGAGUUCCAACGUAGCUUGACUUUCAUCAAAUGCCGACUCACAGACCUCUACAAGGACGUUUUCUCUCAUUUACGAGAUGAAGACGGCCAGCCUUACUCCAUAGAUGAAUAUUCUUUACAACAAACUCCUGAUGGAAGUAUUUAUUUGGUACCUCAUUCAAUGGAUAAGAGAGACCAAUGUUAAACUAUUUCAGUCCAGCAAGUGGACUAAACGACUUGCUUGUGAGUUUUGCAACAGUUUGAGUAAACUUGCCAAACGUAACUGUAAACAUUUUCUGCUCCUUAAAAAAAAAUGACUAAAACCAAAUCAUUUAAAAUGUAUAAAAAUUUAUUAAAAAAAAAAAAAAGAGAUGUAAAAAAAAAAAUAAAAUCUGCACUCCACUCUUCAAUGAAGUUAAAACACUUCUGCAUUGCACAACUGUCCAGUUAACCUGUUGGGGAAACAAAACAAUGUUUUGUCAUUUUGUUGUAAUAAAAAUGCAAAUGUUAAUACAA
Gambusia affinis (western mosquitofish) is the source of this 2637-nucleotide messenger RNA. RefSeq names its product nuclear factor, erythroid 2 (gene nfe2). The transcript is spliced from 3 exons. Gene Ontology annotation, molecular function: RNA polymerase II cis-regulatory region sequence-specific DNA binding; DNA-binding transcription factor activity, RNA polymerase II-specific. Gene Ontology annotation, biological process: regulation of transcription by RNA polymerase II. Gene Ontology annotation, cellular component: nucleus. Bases 884 to 2326 code for a protein of 480 amino acids. The record is from RefSeq and is a predicted model, not a curated record. Lineage: Eukaryota; Metazoa; Chordata; Actinopteri; Cyprinodontiformes; Poeciliidae.